AUGUUUGCAAAAGUCAGAGCUCUUCACAGAGGAAGUAACCAUGAUGUCGUUUUCUCCAUCUCUGCAAGGAAAGCGGUGGCAGAACUCGAGCUCCCCACCCACCGGCGGAUGACGGCGGCGCGGGAGAAGGGUCGUCGACCGGCGAUGCGCGGGCCGGCCUUCAUGUUCAACGACCGCACCACCAGCAUGACCGCCGAGGAAGAGCGCUUUCUGGACGCCGCAGAGUACGGCAACAUCCCUGUGGUCCGCAAGAUGCUGGAGGACUCCACCACGCUCAAUGUCAACUGCGUGGACUACAUGGGCCAGAACGCAUUGCAGCUGGCGGUGGGCAACGAGCACCUGGAGGUGACGGAACUGCUCCUGCGGAGGGAUAACCUGGCGCGCAUCGGUGACGCCCUACUCCUGGCUAUCUCGAAAGGCUACGUCAGGAUCGUGGAAGCCAUCUUGGCCCAUCCGUCCUUCCAGGCCAGCGAGCGGCUGACACGGAGUCCGUGCGAGCUGCAGGACGAUGACUUCUACUCGUACGAUGAAGACGGCACGCGCUUCUCGCCCGACAUCACCCCCAUCAUUCUGUCUGCGCACUGCCAGAAGUACGAGGUGGUGCACAUGCUGCUGCUGAAGGGCGCGCGCAUCGAGCGGCCGCACGACUACUUCUGCAAGUGCGCAGAAUGUGCCGAGAAACAGGGCAAAGACUCUUUCAGCCACUCGCGCUCGCGCAUCAAUGCCUACCGGGGCCUGGCUAGCCCGGCUUACCUGUCGCUGUCUAGCGAGGACCCGGUGCUCACCGCACUGGAGCUCAGCAACGAACUGACCAAGUUGGCCAACAUCGAGAAGGAGUUCAAGGUAGGACACUUAUGAGCUACUCCACUCAGGGUUGCAAACUUUCUGAAAUGUUCCCAAAUGCGUAGGUUUUUCAGAAAUCUAUUUCUAAGAACUUCUCUGAAUUCUUAGGUUUUACAGAAAUCCUAGGAAUUUGGGGAAAUUUCACAGAAUUUUGCAAACCUUCUCCUACUCUGAAGCUAAUGCUCACUCACUGUUGGUUUGUUCUGCAUUUAGUUUGAAGGCGUGACCAUGUUUGAUCAUUUUGAAUGCUUUGGAAUUCUGACAUGGCAUAGUACUAACUAAAUUGAUGAUUGUUAUCAGGCAAAGUCAUGUACAAUAGCAAUGUGUUGAUUCUGCUUAAUUAACAAUUUCAGCCUCAUGUUUUCAUUUAAAACCAAUGUUGUGUCAUGUAAUGAAUGAAUCUUCAACCUGUAUUUGUGUUAUGCUGCUGUCCCCACCAGGAUAAAAAGAGCCAUAAAAAAGAAACCACGCAGCACAAUUGCUUCUCCCUGGUAAAUAUGUUUAACUACAUAAAUUCAUUUACGUUGAUUAAAAAAGUGCCUAACCUCACACUGGCUAAUUACUUGUUGUUACUUCAAGGGUAGUCUGUCUUUUAAGUUGCUGUUUAGACACAGCCUGCAGAUAAACUUUGUGACAGAGAUGUGAAUUCCCAGAGCUGUUAAUGGGAGAGAGGGAAACCAGUGGUGUUUCAAAAAACAUACCUGCCCUCUCCUUUAAGAAUUACUGCUUAGAUUUUUUAAUUAUUUAUUUCAUUUGUAUUGAUUGUAAAAAUGAGUUCACUGAACCAUAUUGCCACAAAAGCUUGUUAUUAAGUUACCCACAUUUACUAGAGCGUUUCAUGCUGUUAAACCAUUUUGAGCUUGGUAUGAUGCAACAAGCUACACUGAAUGUGUUUUUAAAUGAACAUUUUAGGAGAGGACGCUUGUUUGAUCCUGUCUCGUAAAUAAAAACUUUUUCAGGUUUGUCUGAUACAACACUGAACACAGAAGAAACCAAAAAAGCUAUUUCCGUAGAGAACACAUUAAAUUGCUCUCAAUAUGGGCCCUCAUACAGGGCUUAUUAUGUUUUGUCCUGAUACCUGUUUUCUUCAAUCUAUUCUCUGAGUUGUCCUUUUGCAUCCCUCUGUGAGAGAUGCAGUGAGAUGAUGGAAGUAUAUCGGGACAUGUUCUAGUGAAUCAAAGGCAGUAAAUUUUUCACUGCCUCUUACCACAUGGUGCAAUGCUUCACUUGAGAGUUUGGACACAAUGUUCAGUUAUGAGUAACUGAAAAUGUAGGGUUUGGGCUUGUCAAACACAGUAUUUAAAAGUGUCUUUGAACAGAUGGUUUAUGACAAUCCAUCACAAUUAGAAAGAAUGAAGCACUAGACAUGAACAAAGUGGCAGAUGCAUGCUGAGCAACGUUGUUCCUUGGAAAUUAAAUCCAGACUAAAUACUCUCAGUAUAAGGACAAACAAUCACAUUUAAAAGCAAAAGACAAGACUUUAGCUCAAUGCAUCUUUAAUUGUGUUCUUAGAGCAAGGUUUAAACAACAAUGUGAUUGAUUUUAUUUCACUCCAAGCUAAAUUUGUUCUAUAUUAUUUCCAUUUCAAUAAUGAAUGUACUUUGCUAAACUUAAGUAAAAGUGGUGAUUCUGGAGUUAUUCAAUAUAUACUGUAAGUAUGACCAUAGGUAAAAUGGACAGGCUACAGCUUUUCAGUGUGCUAUAAGGACAACGUCAGCUGUACCAAAAGCAUUCAAGACUACUGUUUCUUCAUGCGACUGCAUGCAUUUGAAAUGUGUUGUCAAUACUUAUUACUGUUUAUGUAUAAUUUGUGUAAACAUUAUACAAGUUGUGUCCCCUCAUUAGCAAGACUGCUUCUUCUUGAUAUUAGAAUUAUACCAAUUCAACAUGCAUGGCUUCUUCCUCCCUUGUAGCUUGAGUAUAUAUUACAUUUAUGUUGGAUUGCUUUCCAACAAGUAGAGUGAUCUAAACUAGGGAUGGUUGACCAGAAGUUCAAUUAACAGCUUAAAUAUGAUACCAAGUAAUACUGAGGUCAGUAUCGUGAAUAUCGACUGUAUACUUACUGUAAAUUUGGAGAAAAUUAUAUUAAAUACUUUUAUAAUACUGUGCUGAAUACAGUCAAUCUUGUCACCUGGCAAGUACAGUCAUUUUAUCAAAACACUGAGAUGCCUUUUCACAAAGGACUAUAGUAUUAGAGGGCCCACAGGUUUGUUGGAGUUAAUGUAUGCCUUUUUGAGGAAUGCUGAAAUUACCAACAUAACUGCAUCCACAGGAAUAAAAUUGCAGAUGCGCUCAGAUAACAAUUACAUUACCUUACCUCCCCCUACAGUGACAGUAAUCCUGUGAAAAUAGGGCUUGGGUUAAAAUACAUUUCACAUUGUAGGAUUAACACCACAUUUAUAUGAACAUUUUAGUUUUGGGGGAUUCAUUUCCAAGCUAUUGUAAUCUUUAUUAUUAUCCUGCCCAGUAUUAAGAUGUAAAUGUAUUUCAGAUUUUCCUACUUAAGUAAUAAUACAAUUGUAUGUAAUGUGGAUAUACAACACCGCUCUUGAGUUCAGCUGAUGUCGAGGUCAUUACACACAGAUAUCCCCAUUGGGUCAUCACUAUUGAACCCAUCACUUACUCAGAAAUGCUAAAAGUGUUUUCAGAACAAAAUACGUUGUUUUUUCACUAAUACUAUAUAUAUUUUAUAACAGAAUGUUUGCUGAAGAAAUAUCACUAAGUUUAUAUUCUGUUCGUGUCACGUUACCUUUGUAAAUGAGAUUUACGCCGACGAGCUUGCCCUUCCCUGUCUACGGUAGCUGACUUGACACUAACCUGUGUUUUCUCUCUCUCUGUCCAGAAUGACUAUCGCAAGCUGUCUAUGCAGUGUAAGGACUUUGUAGUGGGAGUGCUGGACCUCUGUCGGGACACAGAGGAAGUGGAAGCCAUUUUGAAUGGAGAUGUUACUGCCGAGAAGGAGGCGGGACAGGGCCUUCGCUCUCUCCUGAGCAGGGUCAAACUGGCCAUCAAGUACGAGGUGAAAAAGGUUAGUAGCUAA
Coregonus sp. 'balchen' is the source of this 3883-nucleotide messenger RNA. Lineage: Eukaryota; Metazoa; Chordata; Actinopteri; Salmoniformes; Salmonidae. The record is from the annotation of a GenBank genome assembly.